AUGAGGCAAGCUAAUGAGGCCAUAAUUAGAGUGAGACAUCCAAUACCUACCAUUGAUGAAACUUUGCACGACCUAAAUGGAAGUUGUAUUUUCAGCAAGCUGGACCUGAAGUGGGGUUUUCAUCAAUUAGAGCUAGCUGAAGAAUCUCGUGACAUCACCACUUUUGUUACUCACGAUGGACUGUUUUGGUACAAAAGACUUAGUUUUGGUGUCACUUCUGCACCUGAAAUUUAUCAGCACACCAUCCAGCAGGCACUCCAAGGAUGUGACGGAGUGAGAAACAUGUCGGACGACAUCAUUGUACAUGCCAAAACAGUGAAAGAGCAUGACCGCAGAUUAUUAGCUGUGAUUGAGAAACUAGGCAGCAAGGGAUUGAUAUUUAACAAGGAAAAAUGUCAACUUCGUCUCCGAAAACUAGAAUUUUUGGGACACAUCUUAUCGGACAAAGGAAUCGACCCAACCAGAGAGAAGGUGAAAGCUACAGUAGAAGCUAGACCGCCAACAAACGCAUCAGAAGUCAGAAGUUUCCUUGGACUGGUUACAUAUUGUGGAAAGUUCAUUCCUAAUCUAGCAACACUGUCAGAACCGUUGAGAAUUUUGACAAGGAAAAAUCAACCAUUUACUUGGGGCCCUGAACAAGACCAAGCAUUCAGAAAGCUGAAGACAAGUUUAUCAAAAGCCGAGACAUUAGGAUAUUUUGAUCCAAAAGUAAGAACUCAAGUGAUAGCUGACGCCAGUCCAGUGGGGCUUGGUGCAGUGCUAGUACAGAUACAACAGGGAGAGCGCUACCAUAAGCCUCUACAGUUCAUCUACAGCAAGAAGUCAAAUCCAUGUGCCCGCAUCCAACGAUGGGUAUUGAGACUUCAACCCUUCCAGUUCACAGUAAAGUACAUUCCUGGACACAAGAAUGUUGCUGAUGUACUAUCUCGACUGUGGAUCUAUAAAUCCGAUACACCUUCACCAAGUCAAAUGUCUGAGGAUUUCUAUAGGAAAAGUAAUCCUCAGAGGUACACGUAUUGUGAUUCCAACCAGUUUGAGAAAGUUUUAACCGCUGCUCAUGAGGGACACCAAGGGAUCACUAAAACAAAACAGCGACUGAGAGAGAAAGUGUGGUGGCCAAAGAUUGAUAGUGAUGCCGAACGUGUUUGCAAGAAAUGCUAUGCAUGUCAAGUAGUUGGAGGUCCGUCAUCACCUGAACCUUUACGCCGUAAAGUGCUUCCAGAUUAUCCAUGGCAAGCUACAGCAAUCGAUCUAAUGGGAUCUUUUCCAACAGGAGAAUCAGUAUUGGUGUAUGUGGACUAUUACGGCCGUUUCUUUGAAACUUAUAUUUUGAAGAACACAGGAUCAACCAAAAUCAUUGAAUGUUUGGAGGAAACUUUCGCUCGUUAUGGUAUUCCUGACAGUCUGAGAAGUGACAACGGAACACAAUUUCGGUCUACAGAAUUUGAGAAGUUUCUAGAGGAAUACGGCAUCACCCAUAAAACAUCUACACCUUAUUGGCCGCAAGCUAAUGGCGAAGUGGAGCGACAGAACACGACCUUAUUAAAAGCUAUCAGAACAGCUCAUGUUGAAGGGAAGGAUUGGAGAAAGGAGUUGCUAAAAUUCCUAUCAGCUUACAGAAGCACACCGCAUACAGUAACUGGAGUUGCGCCAAACAAACUUAUUUUCCGAUAUCCAGUGAAGACAAAGAUUCCUAGCCUUCCCGAGAGAGAAGAGGAAGACAUUCGAGUUAAAGACUGGAUGAAAAAGAAGAAAGAGAAGGAAUAUGCAGACAAGAGUAAGAACGCAAAACACAGUCAAAUCUUUCCACCAAGUGAGGUACCAGAGGAUGAUGUGGACGACCCUAAUGUUGCGAAAGACCGUGGAGACUCUCUGCAUACAAGACCAGUUCGGGAACGCAGGCUACCAACUCGGUUCAAAGACUUUGUUUUGACAUAA
Messenger RNA from Saccostrea echinata, 1938 nucleotides. RefSeq lists its product as uncharacterized. Gene Ontology annotation, molecular function: nucleic acid binding. Bases 1 to 1938 code for a protein of 645 amino acids. The transcript has 4 exons. Lineage: Eukaryota; Metazoa; Mollusca; Bivalvia; Ostreida; Ostreidae. Gene Ontology annotation, biological process: DNA integration. The record is from RefSeq and is a predicted model, not a curated record.